Molecule: messenger RNA, 405 nt
Organism: Cooperia oncophora
Lineage: Eukaryota; Metazoa; Nematoda; Chromadorea; Rhabditida; Trichostrongylidae
Source: the annotation of a GenBank genome assembly
AUGCUUAGAGAAAGCAACGGUAAUCAAGACCAGAAUAUUUGUGAAUCCAGUACUGAUGAAGACAGUUUCUUCAUGAUGCAGGUUGCAGACUUAGAGAGAAUCGGCGAGUCGUCAAUGGAAGUCAGUAGUGAACAUGGGGUCGUCAGUGAUAUGCAUCAAUCUCCUCCAGCUGUGUCAACGUCUCAGUCAUCGCCAUCGGACGAGUCCACUGGCAAAGAAAAAAAGGUGAAGAGACCUGAUCAGCCUUUUUACUUCCUUAAGUUACAGAGUAAGAAAGUUACGCCCAAAGACGAGUACCCAUUAGUGCCCUCUCCAAAGAAAACUCUUGAAGUGGAAUCUACUCCAACCAACCUUCCCGCUGCUCAGGCACAUGAAAGUUCGACCGCUUCUAGUGCUGGAAUGUAA